Pyricularia pennisetigena is the source of this 1266-nucleotide messenger RNA. RefSeq lists its product as uncharacterized. Gene Ontology annotation, molecular function: metalloendopeptidase activity. Gene Ontology annotation, cellular component: mitochondrial inner membrane. NCBI's taxonomy places the organism in Eukaryota, Fungi, Ascomycota, Sordariomycetes, Magnaporthales, Pyriculariaceae. The record is from RefSeq and is a predicted model, not a curated record. The coding region runs from base 1 to 1266 and encodes 421 amino acids. Gene Ontology annotation, biological process: protein quality control for misfolded or incompletely synthesized proteins; mitochondrial protein processing. The transcript is spliced from 3 exons.
AUGAUACACCUGCGGCAGAUCGCAGGCAGAUCGCGGGCGCCUGUGAAACAAAAUCCAAUUGCCGCAGGCUUUUUCUCAUAUGCAGCUGCGCGGCCGCGCCAGAAUGUAAACCACCGUGUUCAACUCAUCAGUACACAAUGGACGCCGUCGCUAGAACGUCACGUUUCUGGGCUAUCCAGUCUGCGCACCCGACAAGGGACGCAUUCAUUCACGUAUCGAGCGGCACUUCUUCCUAAAACGCAGACUCGGACUGCCUUUCGUUAUGAAGACCCCGAACCGCGGCGUCGCAAAGCCGUCCCGGUCUUUGACGACCCCCGCGAUGACCCGCGGAUCAGAGAUGCGGAGCCUCUUCUGACGCCGCAGCAGAUAUUGCAAUUUUAUCGGUCACCCAGACUGCAAACCGUGGUGGUGUUAUGCUUCCUUGCUGCGAUCGCCUUUUACUACUCCAACAUCGAGACGGUGCCAGUGUCGGGGCGAAAACGUUUCAACUGCCACAGUGACGAGACUGUCCGCGAGCUGAGUGAGCAACAGUUCAAGGUGCUAAUGAAUGAGUUCCGGCACGCGGGUGUGAGAUUCCUGCCGUGGUGGGAUGUGCGGUCUCGCAUGGUCAAACGGGUUAUGGAGCGCCUCAAGCCCGUGAGUGGCAUGGAUGAUAUGGAAUGGGAGUUUUUUGUGAUUGACGACCCAGGAAAUGCAAACGCUUUUGUUCUUCCCUGUGGCAAGGUGUUUGUGUUUAGCGGCAUCUUCAGGCACGCUCGCACAGAAGAUGCCCUCGCGGCAGUGCUCGGCCACGAGAUAGCCCACAACCUUGCCAGUCAUGCUGCGGAGCAAAUGUCUGCCAGCAUCGGGACCAACGUUCUCUUCUGGAGCGUUGCAAUAUUGACAUUUGGACUUUUCACCAUACCUGUGAUGUACGGUGCCGGGGUCCUCAAGUUUCUCUUCGAGUCGCCCAUGAGUCGGAUGCAGGAGACCGAAGCCGACCAGAUUGGCCUCUUGAUGAUGGCCGAGGCGUGUUACGACCCACGCCAGGCUAUACCUUUCUGGAGAAGCAUGCAGCAGUACCAAGGAUCACACGAGCCGCCAGAGUGGCUCAGUACACAUCCCUCGCAUCAAUCCCGAAUUGAAAACAUCCAAAAAAUGCUUCCGUUGGCUCUCGAAAAGAGAGAACAGAGCGACUGCAGGGGAACUCAGGGAUUUGCUCAGGAUUUCAAGCGGGCCAUGCGCCGCGGUGAGAUUAUUGCGUUAUACCCGACGAGAAUUAUCUAA